This is a messenger RNA of Akanthomyces muscarius, 1269 nucleotides long. RefSeq lists its product as uncharacterized. NCBI's taxonomy places the organism in Eukaryota, Fungi, Ascomycota, Sordariomycetes, Hypocreales, Cordycipitaceae. The record is from RefSeq and is a predicted model, not a curated record. The coding region runs from base 1 to 1269 and encodes 422 amino acids. The transcript has 2 exons. Gene Ontology annotation, molecular function: hydrolase activity, acting on carbon-nitrogen (but not peptide) bonds.
AUGACGGCAAAAACGAGACCCUCCGUGUUGUCAAAUGAGGUUACCAUUCCUUGGACGCUUCCUCCUCCGCCGAGAUAUAUACUGACGGGCGCCAAUCUCAUUGACCCAGUCCAAGGCAAGGUGCUGAGAAAUGCGACAGUCCAUCUUCAUGGCGGCGUCGUGAAGUCUGUCAAUGGCGAUGCUAGUGAAUGGGAGAGCGAUUCGUCCGCGAUCAAGAUCGAUCUGGCGGGGAAGUUCGUGUGCCCUGGCCUGAUCGACUGCCAUGUUCACCUGGUGGCAGUUCCCUCAGAGAUGGGACUACAAGAGAUGCAGGGUAUGAACACGUCUGCUUCACUGUUGCGCCAACCCCAGGCGAUUGAGGAGAAUGUGCAUCCAGGACCACGACUAUUCAUUGCCGGUCACGCAUUAUCCCAGACGGGCGGUCACGCAGACAUGCGGGGGAUCUCGGAUGAGCACGAAUGUUGCGGCGGAGCAACGCAGGCCGUGGGGCGGGUGAUUGAUGGCGUGCCUGACUGUUUAAAGUACACCAGAGAGGAGCUUCGCCAGGGAGCGGAUUUCAUCAAGAUCAUGGGUGGCGGAGGCGUCGCUAGUCCGACGGACCGCAUCGAAAACAUUCAGUUUUCAGACGAGGAAAUUCGAGCCAUCGUCACUGUCGCGACAAAUGCAGGCACCUACGUGACCACGCAUGCCUACACACCCCAGGCUAUUCAGCAAGCCCUGAAGCAAGGUGUGAUGGGGGUUGAGCACGGCAAUCUGAUUGAUGAAAAGACUGCGAAGCUCAUGGCUGAGAAGGGGGCAUUCCUUACGCCUACCCUCAUCACUUACGCCACAAUGGCAAAGUUUGAGGGUUUCCUCCCGCCAGCCUCCGCAAAGAAGAACAAGGAGGUGCUGGAGAAGGGACUUCACGCCAUCAAAAUUGCCGCCGACGCCGGUGUGACCAUUUGCUUCGGCACGGAUCUGCUUGGCAAGCUGCACUUCGCACAGUCCCGAGAGUUUGGUCUGCGCAGCCAGGUUCAGAGUUCCCUGGAGAUCCUGCGGAGCGCGACCAUCAACGCUGCUCGUAUGCUCCGACAGGACAAGUUCCUGGGCCAGGUCUCUCCGGACUUCGCGGCUGACUUGUUGAUCCUGAACGAGAACCCCCUGGAAGACAUCAAGAUCCUGGACGAGCCGGAGAAGCACGUGCUGGCAACAAUCAAGGCUGGGCGCGUCCACGCAUCGAGGUGGUCAAAAAUGGCGACUGAUUUGCACCGAGUUGACAACAUUGCUUAG